Messenger RNA from Colius striatus (speckled mousebird), 1788 nucleotides. RefSeq names its product methylthioadenosine phosphorylase (gene MTAP). Gene Ontology annotation, molecular function: S-methyl-5-thioadenosine phosphorylase activity. Bases 18 to 863 code for a protein of 281 amino acids. Gene Ontology annotation, biological process: nucleoside metabolic process. The record is from RefSeq and is a predicted model, not a curated record. The transcript has 8 exons. Gene Ontology annotation, cellular component: cytosol. Lineage: Eukaryota; Metazoa; Chordata; Aves; Coliiformes; Coliidae.
CGUCCUUUCCCGCCAAUAUGGCCGCUGCAGCCGCGGCCGUCAAGAUUGGAAUUAUUGGUGGAACUGGCCUGGAUGAUCCAGAUAUCUUGGAAGGAAGAACAGAAAAAUAUGUUGAUACUCCUUAUGGCAAGCCAUCAGAUGCUUUAAUAUUGGGAAAGAUAAAAAAUGUGGACUGUGUGCUGUUGGCAAGACAUGGAAGGCAUCAUACAAUUAUGCCAUCAAAUGUCAAUUACCGUGCCAAUAUCUGGGCACUAAAAGAAGAAAAUUGUUCCCAUGUAUUAGUGACUACUGCCUGUGGUUCAUUACGAGAGGAAAUACAGCCUGGUGAUCUUGUCAUAAUUGACCAGUUCAUUGACAGGACAACUAAAAGACAUUGUACUUUAUAUGACGGGCAUCAUUCUACACUUCCAGGAGUAUGUCAUAUUCCAAUGGCAGAACCAUUCUGCACCAAAACCAGAGAGGUUCUUACUGAGACUGCCAAAAAGCUUGGGCUCCAAUGUCAUUCCAAAGGGACAAUGAUCACAAUUGAAGGCCCACGUUUCAGUUCUCGAGCAGAAAGUUUGAUGUUUCGCAGCUGGGGAGCUGAUGUUAUCAACAUGACCACAGUGCCUGAAGUAGUUCUUGCAAAAGAAGCUGGAAUGAGUUAUGCUAGUAUUGCCAUGGCAACAGAUUAUGACUGCUGGAAGGAACAUGAAGAAGCAGUUUCAGUGGAUAAAGUUUUAAAGACACUGAAAGGCAAUGCAAAUAAGGCUACUAGCAUACUCCUUACUGCUAUUCCUCAGAUAGGUUCUAUGGAAUGGACCGACACCCUGCACACCCUAAAAACAACAGUGCAGUGUUCUGUCCUCCUGCCAAAGCAGUAACAACCUGGGUGGACCUUGAAGUUUGAGUGCCGACAAGGAAGAGUGGAUCACUUUUGAGCAUCCAGAAGUUGUAACAUGUUCAAAAAUUGUUACAAGUGUAGAAGAAUGGAGUAAAUGUUGACCAAUGAUAAUGCUUAAGACAACUUUUGUAAUCUUUAUGAUGCUUUAGAAUGUGCAAGGUGACUAGAGUUAGACUUUUAGUAUGUUUUGAACUAAGAAUAACCUUACUGUCAAGCUGGAUCGAACAGUUGCUAAAGAAAACAGUCAAUAAACAGCAAGUUGUCAUGCUCUAUAUAGUUUGAUGUUAGUUAGUUGAUGGAAGAAAAGAAAGGUUAGAUGAUACUUGUUCCAGCUUGAUAGAAUAAGAACUAAGAAACCAGACUGACACAUAGGCUAUUUGCUUUGCCAUUUCUGCUUCCCAUCUUUUUCUGUGGCAAGGCAAAUGAUUACAGUGCGCUCCGGAAACAUACCAUGAAAACUGAAUAGACAAAUUAAAAAUAGAAGUAUACUAUUUUUAUACUUUUUUUUUUUUAUUUCAGUGUAUUUUUUUAAGUGGUGGGGUUUUUUGUGUGCUAAAAGCUGUGAUUUAAUAAUUGUGGUGGUUCUUUCACCAGUCACGUAAUGAAUUAAUGUUCUCUGUAAAAAGUUUAGGUAAUGCCUAAGCCAAAUUUGUGCCUGAAGACAAUACUUAGGUGUCUUAAAGAACUGCACGCCAGAAAUGUAGUUUGCUGCCAAGGUUCUGAACAUUGUGCUAAAUUUCAGCUGCUUCGCUGAUCUGAGCCAGUCCAGUUUUAGUUUCAAGUGUUCAAUGUGCUCAAGUGCUUUGAAUGUAUACAUUUCAUUUUUCAUACAGUUUCAUUUUACUAAAAUAAUCUGCUGCUUCUUGUCUAGUAAAUAAAACAAAUGGAACCUGUGCUUCUCCAAA